Messenger RNA from Varanus komodoensis (Komodo dragon), 2286 nucleotides. RefSeq names its product G protein subunit alpha 15 (gene GNA15). The transcript has 10 exons. Gene Ontology annotation, cellular component: heterotrimeric G-protein complex. Gene Ontology annotation, molecular function: G protein-coupled receptor binding; GTPase activity; G-protein beta/gamma-subunit complex binding. The record is from RefSeq and is a predicted model, not a curated record. Lineage: Eukaryota; Metazoa; Chordata; Lepidosauria; Squamata; Varanidae. Gene Ontology annotation, biological process: action potential; adenylate cyclase-modulating G protein-coupled receptor signaling pathway; phospholipase C-activating dopamine receptor signaling pathway. Bases 719 to 1840 code for a protein of 373 amino acids.
AGGAAGCCCAGCUCUAGCUGUUUUGGUGAGCAAGCAGGGUGAACUCUGGGAGGAAGCUUAGAAGAGAAAGGACUACUUUGGUGCUCAGUGCGAAGCAGCAAUUUCCCUCUCUUCUCAAGAGUAAGAUGUGAUGCAAGUUGUGUGGCGACUUUGAAGCAGAACUAGAGGUUUGUCCAGACAACAUGACCACGAAAACCCCAUCAGGAGGAAUAUGAGUUCUUCAUCUCCUCCUCGGCUACUUGUGAGAAGGUACCAUGAUUCUUUGGGUCUCCCCCAAGUCAGACUGGUUGAAAAUUAGGACGAGCCACCAGAGUGUUAACAUGGGAUUCGGAGAGAAAGUCUAGUGGCUUCUAGAUCGAGAGAGGUAUUUCUGUCACUCUAUACGACUCUGGUGAGGAGAGACUGCAGGAGCUGGGCCUCUUCAAUCUUGGGAAGAGGAGACUCAGAGGGGACCUGUUGGCGACAUGCAGCUUUGGUUGGCCCAUUUUUGCAAGAAACUUCGAUGCAUUCUUCUGAGAUGAAUGUCGCAAAUGCCUUCUUUUGCUGAAACUUGAUCUCGGAACGCCUCUUGCUGAGGAGGGGUGGACACUCGCUUGGACUGGGCAUUUGCCAUCAGCCUUUGCAUUCCAAAUCCUUGCAUUGUGUGUCUCCCCGGCCCCCAGCCCAGCUUCUGCCCAAUCCUAGUGGUGGGACACAGGUUUGCAGCUUUCCUACAGCGAUGGUUUGGUGCCUCUGUUUUCUUUCGGAAGACCAGAAAAAUGCCAUUGCAGUUGAUAAAGAAAUAAAUCGACUUCUGCAAGAGCAAAAAAAGCGGGAUCGGCGGGAGCUGAAGCUGCUUUUGCUGGGCACCGGAGAAAGUGGGAAAAGCACCUUCAUCAAACAGAUGCGGAUCAUCCAUGGGGUGGGCUACACGGAGGAGGACAGGAAAGGAUUUGUCAAGAUUGUGCAUCAGAAUAUCUUCAUGUCUAUCCAGGCCAUGAUCCGGGCCAUGGACAGCCUUCAGAUCAUGUAUGCCCAGGCUGAGAAUGGGCAAAAUGCCUCACUGCUCCUGGGAGUGGAUUCAUACAAGGUGACUGUGAUGGAGACAAGCCAUGCCAGGAUGAUCAAAAGCCUGUGGAAGGACUCCAGGAUCCGGACCUGCUACCGGAGGCGGCGUGAAUAUCAUUUGUUGGAUUCAGCUGCUUAUUUCCUGUCCAAUCUGGACCGCAUUACAGCUGAUGGGUACAUUCCAAGUUCUCAGGACAUCUUAAGAACCCGUGUGCCAACAACCGGCAUUAAUGAGUAUUGUUUUUCUGUGCAAAAGGUAACUUUAAGGAUUGUUGAUGUUGGUGGGCAGAAGUCGGAGCGCCGGAAAUGGAUCCACUGUUUCGAAAAUGUGAUUGCCUUGAUUUAUUUGGCAUCUCUCAGUGAAUAUGACCAGUUCCUGGAGGAAAACAGCAGUGAAAAUCGGAUGCAGGAGAGUCUGGACCUCUUCAGAACCAUCCUGGAGCUUCCGUGGUUUUGGAACACCUCCAUUAUCCUCUUCCUGAACAAAGUGGACAUUCUGGAGGAGAAGAUCAUGACCUCUGACCUGGCAUCUUACUUCCCAGAGUUUCCAGGCCCCAAGCAGGACGCCCACGCAGCCAAGGGCUUCAUCCUGGAAAUGUACACGGACAUCUUUGCACAGCUCGUGGCCCCGAGCGACAGCGCUGUGGGGAGCCCUUCCAAGGAGGCCUACCGGCCCCGGACCCUUUACCCCCACUACACGUGUGCCACGGACACGCAGAACAUCUGCACGGUCUUUGAAGACAUCAAGGACGCGGUCCUGGCACGCUACCUGGACGAGUUCAACCUAGUCUGAGAGAGAGAGAGAGAGAGAGAGAGAGAGAGCCACCUCAAAGGGUGUGGGAAAGGAGCAUCGAGGUAACCUUGGCAACCCCAUAUAAAGAAAAUCUUUAUACAAUGUUUUGUAGAUGGUAUUUAUUGCCAAAUAGAUUAGCAAAAAUGUUUCCCAGUAUGUCAAAUGGAUGUUGGAAACGUAAACAUGAACCUGGCACUUUUGAUCCUACGUGGUAGACUUGUGAUAAGGCAAAAAAAAUACUGGGCUAAAAUACAUAAAUGGCUUGAGGAAAUGUUACAAAAACCUUUAAUAUUGAGACCUGAAGUUUUUCUAUUAGGCGUUGUGUCUGAUGAUGUCGACAAACAAGCAACGUAUUUGAUCCUACCUGUGAUUACUGUGGCAAGGAUUGCACUUGCCCAACGUUGGAGGAGUGAAGAACGAACCACUGAUGAACUGAUUUUAAAAAA